AUGGGGGGAUCAAAUGAUGAGCAAAACAUCAAAAGUUGGAGUUUCCAGACUACUUCUGAAGAAACGGCCACAAAAAAUGAAAUGCCUUGCAAUGCUGAUUAUCAAAAACAACAGAAAAGUGAAAUUUUUGGUCAUGGAAGCAAUCAACAAAGUACAAGUAGUGUGCAUUCUAUUGCAAGAGGGCAUUGGAGACCAGCUGAGGAUUCCAAACUUAAAGAACUUGUAUCUCAGUAUGGAAAAAGUUGUAGAUUAAGAUGGUUUAAUCAACUGGAUCCAAGGAUUAAUAGAAGAGCAUUUAGUGAAGAAGAGGAAGAGAGAUUGUUAGCAGCAUAUGGAAAUAGAUGGGCUAUGAUAACAUUGAAAAGAGACCUAUCAAAAGCUUCACGAAACUGUGUGGCAGCUCUAAGAGCUAUGGAAUGGGCGUUCAUGAAGGAUAAACUACCCUGGGUUUUCUAG
Papaver somniferum (opium poppy) is the source of this 456-nucleotide messenger RNA. Its product is annotated as transcription factor MYB117-like. The transcript is spliced from 3 exons. Gene Ontology annotation, molecular function: RNA polymerase II cis-regulatory region sequence-specific DNA binding; DNA-binding transcription factor activity, RNA polymerase II-specific. Bases 1 to 456 code for a protein of 151 amino acids. Gene Ontology annotation, cellular component: nucleus. Gene Ontology annotation, biological process: regulation of DNA-templated transcription. The record is from RefSeq and is a predicted model, not a curated record. NCBI's taxonomy places the organism in Eukaryota, Viridiplantae, Streptophyta, Magnoliopsida, Ranunculales, Papaveraceae.